AUGGCAUUAAGACCAUGUCAAAUUUUUGCAUUUACGCCAUCUGAAAUUGCUUUUAUUGCUGAAUCAUCUCCUAUUGAGAUUAUCCCAAGACAAACAAUGGAUGCUUUGCCAUUGAUUGGUGGAAUUAUUCCUCAAUUUAAGCCUCCCAGUAGAGUAACAGUGCCUUUGUGGAUGGCUAUCUUUUUAAAACGUCAAAAACGGGCAAACAUCCUUCCUCCUUCAUGGUUAUCUCAAGAAGCAUUGGAAGGAUUUCUUGAGGCUGAACACAAGGUAGAAAAUGGAUUUUCUGCUUUACCGCUUCGUUGGUUUGAGAUAUCUAGUAUUUUACUUGAAGUUGCUUCAGAUGAUUUGGAUCAACCUGAGCUAAUUCGUCGUCUUUUACGAGAUUUAAGGGAAACAAGGCAAGGAAAGACAAGAGACGGGCUUGCUUCUCUAAAUGAAACGCAUCUUCAGAUGGAUAAUCUGGGUUCAAUGGAAAUUAAUGAGAUUAGAUCUUUUUUUGCAAAAUCUAUGGAUCAAAUACGGCGGUUGAGUGCAUUGAGUGCCGAUAAUGAGGAUUUGAAUGAAAUGGAAGAUCAAAGUGAAUAA
Messenger RNA from Pneumocystis murina B123, 588 nucleotides. RefSeq lists its product as hypothetical. The record is from RefSeq and is a predicted model, not a curated record. Lineage: Eukaryota; Fungi; Ascomycota; Pneumocystomycetes; Pneumocystales; Pneumocystaceae. Bases 1 to 588 code for a protein of 195 amino acids. Gene Ontology annotation, biological process: DNA replication; double-strand break repair via break-induced replication. Gene Ontology annotation, cellular component: GINS complex; nucleus. The transcript is spliced from 4 exons.